Molecule: messenger RNA, 1921 nt
Organism: Choloepus didactylus (southern two-toed sloth)
Lineage: Eukaryota; Metazoa; Chordata; Mammalia; Pilosa; Megalonychidae
Product: nuclear RNA export factor 1-like
Exons: 19
Coding region: 1-1869 (622 amino acids)
Biological process (GO): poly(A)+ mRNA export from nucleus
Cellular component (GO): cytoplasm; nucleus
Molecular function (GO): RNA binding; protein binding
Source: RefSeq, a predicted model, not a curated record
AUGAGGAGAGAGAAAAUUCCUCCAAGGAGAGAAAUGGAGCAGGAUAGAACCCAGGGGGGCUGGUUCAAGAUCACAAUUCCGGUCGGCAUAAAAUAUGACAAGACAUGGCUGCUAAAUUUGAUCCAGAAUGAAUGCAGUGUCCCCUUCACCCCGGUUGAUUUUCACUAUGAAAACAUGCAGGCCCAGUUCUUUGUUGCGAAUGCCAGUGCUGCCUCUGCACUGAAGAAUAGCAACUUCAAAAUCUGGGACCAGCAGAAUGAAAAGAUAUCUAUCUUCGUGAUCCCUUCUGCUAUACCUGACUCUGUGCAGAAGAAACUGAAGUCAGAAAAGAAAGAGCAACUAAAGCAGACCAUGAACAAACAACAUGAUGUUUCCCAGAAAGCCCUUGAAUGCCAGAGACUCCACUCAGACCCAGACUUGAUGACCCAUGAUAUGGAAAUAGCAAUGAACCCUAGAAAAGACAUGGCUGCCUCCCUGCAGGUUCAUGAAGAGAACAUGCCCAAGCUUUUGACAUUGAACUCCAGUAACAAUAAACCACAAAAACCAGAAAGCCUGUCUGACACUAUGCAAAGGGCCCACAACAUCAAGAACAUGAACUUCUCAACAAGUGAGGUGAGAAGCAGGAGACAGAUCAUGUUUGAAGGGAGGGUGCUAGGGCUCAGCAGGCUGAUGGCAAGAGGCAGCUGUGCUUUGAUCUUCUUGCCUUCCUGUUGCCUGCUCACCUGGCCCCACUGGGGCUGGAGUCUGUUUCCCACCUCUCCACACCCGGCCUUCUCUAGCAAGCACUCCCAUGAGUGUGCUAGAGGAGGUGGGGCUCCCCCUUCCAUGCGAGGGCCAGGGGUGUUCAUCCUCGAGCCAGAUCCUGGUGCCCUGGAUGGAGAAGUGUCUUCUGGCCCGUGGGCUCCCGCUGAGAAAGGCCUUCCUGCCUCUGUGCUGAGAUGGGGCUUCCCUCCCCUGGCCUGUGAUGGGCCCUCUUUCCCUGGCUUCAAGGGAGUCCCCCACCUGUCCCAGGCUGAGAUGGGUGCUAUCCGGGAUUGUUUCCCUAAAUUGUUACACCUAGAUGGCAAGGAGUUACCAUCACCAAUACUUAUUGACACUGAAGUCCCUGAGAUCAUACAACCCUGCAAGGAAAGCUAUAAAGGAUCUGAGACCCUAAAGAGUUUGGUCCUGCAAUUCCUACUUCAGUAUUACUUGAUCUAUGACUAUGGAGACCGACAGGGCCUCCUUGGUGUGUACCACAAAGAGGCUUGCUUCUCCCUGACCACUCCCUUCAUGUCCCAGGACACAGCCCCAAGCAGCUUGAGUGAGUACCUCGAGGUCAGCAGAAAUUUGAAGCUCAAGGACUCUGACCUGCGUGUUCGGCUGCUGAAGCACACAAAACAUGACAUUGUCGCCUCCCUCAGUGUGUUGCCCAAAACUCAGCAUGACCUUGGCUCCUUCGUAGUGGACAUGUGCAUCCAGACGAAAACAAUGCUCUGCUUUUCUGUGAAUGGUGUGUUCAAGGAAGUGGAAGGAAAGUCUCAGGGUUCUGUUCGUGCCUUCACCCAGACCUUCAUCUUGACUUCUGGCAGCAAUUCUGGUUUAUGCAUCAUGAAUAAUGAGAUGAUUGUGAGAAAUGCCAGCACCAAAGAGACCCAAAGAGCUUUCUCCAUCACAGUGCCCACACCCUCCUCCAGUUGCCUGCCCACCCUCUCCCAGGAGCAGCAGGAAAUGGUGCAGGCUUUAUCCAUCCAAUCUGGGAAGAACCACGAGUAUUCUCAGAAGUGCCUGCAGGACAACAAAUGGAACUACACCACAGCUGGACAGGUCUUCACCAUGCUCAAGGCUGAGGGCAAGAUUCCAGAGGAAGCCUUCACACAAAGCCCCUAAAUGGAGCCCUUGGAUGUCGUCUUCAUCUUCAUCCAUAUCAUCUUCGUUUCUC